Messenger RNA from Malaya genurostris, 3224 nucleotides. Its product is annotated as lachesin-like. The record is from RefSeq and is a predicted model, not a curated record. The coding region runs from base 1668 to 3023 and encodes 451 amino acids. The transcript is spliced from 11 exons. NCBI's taxonomy places the organism in Eukaryota, Metazoa, Arthropoda, Insecta, Diptera, Culicidae. Gene Ontology annotation, cellular component: neuron projection.
AAGGCUUCGUAUGUUCGGAUCAAUUUCGAACCAACCAAAAGGCGGUGGAUUAUUUUACGCGCGCAUCAAUUUUCGUGUUAGUGCGUUGUUCGAAACCGAUUUGUGGAAAUGUCCUACGAUUACUGACUGUGUGCUGCAUUUUUGGAGCAACCCACUGCUAACUCCAACGAGAGUCAUGAAAAAUGAGUGCAAAUAGUAUUUUGACGAGGACAAGGGCAAACUGAUUUAAUGUUUGUUUAUUUCACCAGCUGGCGGUCAUUUGGAGUUGUUCUAUACGAAAGCAUGAACCACUCACGAUAUCAUCUACGGCAGACUUGGCUGUGCCAGAUCGGUGGACUUUUCCAAUCUGAUGAUGAAAGUAAAUUAUCGACGGGAAACCUCAGUGCUGUUUAAUAAAAGACUUUGUUAGCAUAGCUCCAUAAGUCAUAAGUUGAAUAUUCAGAAAUAAAACAAACAAAACCGUGUGAACCGAGGAAAUAUAAAUUGACGGGUUCGUUAACGAGAAAAUUGAUUCCGGUGCGCGAUUAGGGUAAUUUUCAUAAAUUCUAAAAGAAAAUGAAAGGAAGGAAUUAAUUACAGUCAAAUCUAAAUAAUGAAUUUGCUUCCAUCCGUCGACAGUUUUCUAUCGAAGAAAAGAAACCUAAGAAACGCAUAUCAAAGCACCGAAUAGUAGCGGCUUACGGAUGACGAAUUUGCUAAGUGGAUGAAUGAAUAUCAAUAACACAGCCACUUCAAAAGGAAGGGUGCCACCCAGGUUUAGCACCAUCUAGAUGAAGCGUUCGCCUUUCUCUUGUCGUGCGUUUCCCGAUCGUCGUUCGUGCAUGCAGUGUAUUGUUUGAAAUGUGUGAGGGGUCCACCUACUUGUUGUGGCAACCGAUUGGAGAAGAUCCAACGAAGAGGGUAAUAAUGUAAUAAAUUCUUGUGGAAAGUACAAUUUCGUGACAAUCGGCAAUAAAAACAUUUCAAACAAAGAAAACCAAAAGUGUAAAAACCGGCAGAACAAGCCAAAGCUGAAAAUAAAACGGAAAGGAAAUCUCUCCGCCCAGCGUUUCCCGAGCCCAGAGAGCCGGAAACACCUUCCGCCCCUUUCUUGCAUACCGUAGCUUUUGCCUACUACCAGCUGCCUUCGAAAAGUGUGAGAGCAAAAUAUUUAUUAUGCAGGGCUAAAGUGAAGUGAGAAAAUUCAAAGUGGUUUAUUUUUCCUGCACUCGUCCAUUCUCUGUCUGUUUUGGUUUGGGCAUUGGAUCUGCUUUACUUCGGCUUAGGUUGGUGCACCAAAGAAUAGUGGAACAUUCACACAGUAUGGAUGGUGGCGGUGAUGGUGGAGACGCUUAUCCUUGGCUCCGGUACUACCAUCAUCAACAAGACUAUCGUCAUCAUCAUCCCCAACAUUACCACCAAUACAAUCAUUAGGAGGAUCCGCUCAUCAGCUUCGGUAAAGCACGCGUAAAUAUAGCGAACUGACCCGGCUGCGACACCAUCAGGUGUAACGGGUGGCGGGAAUCUAGUCGAAUUAAUGCUACCCCGCCAAUCGCUGGUUUAGGUACAAUAACACACAUCGCUUCGAACAAGUACGUACUCAACAGCUUAGAAUUUGUACUUCACUCCAAAAAGGAAAAGAUAUUCGCUAUCGGCAAAGGAACGGGAUAGCAGCCGAAGUGUUGAGCAUGAAAGCACUAAAAUCGAGUGCAAUGCAGCUGGCAAGUGUUUUACUGAUUUUAAAUGGAUUUCUCAUCACUAGCACGCAUAGCGAAGAAGAGGAGAAUGUCGAUGAUAACAGUGCAUAUAUAUUAGACAGAGAUUUGCCAAAGUUCGGAGAGCCCAUCCAGAAUUUGACGGUAGCACUCGGAAGAGAAGCAAUAUUGAUCUGCGUGAUUGAUAACUUACAAACAUAUAAGGUCGCUUGGCUGAGGGUGGACACCCAGACUAUCCUGACGAUUCAAACUCAUGUGAUAACUAAGAAUCACCGAAUGACGAUAACGCACGUUGAAGGGCGGAAAUGGGUGCUGCGGAUAAAAGAUGUUAAGGAAUCGGACAAGGGCUGGUAUAUGUGCCAAGUCAAUACCGAUCCAAUGCGAAAUCAGAUUGGCUUCCUUAAUGUCGUUGUUCCACCAAACAUUCUGGAUUACCCGACCAGCACGGAUAUGGUAGUACGAGAGGGUAGCAACGUGACACUAAAGUGUGCAGCUUCUGGCUCUCCUCAACCAACUAUAAUGUGGCGCAGGGAAGGCAAUGAACCAAUCACUUCGGGAGCUUCCAGCUUGAACACUUCAGUAUUUUCCAUCGCUCGUGUAAAUCGAUUGAAUAUGGGUGCAUACUUGUGUAUAGCUUCCAAUGGCAUCCCCCCGUCAGUCAGCAAGCGAGUAAUGCUGAUUGUACACUUUCCACCCAUGAUUUGGAUACAGGAUCAGCUGGUGGGAGCUGCUCUCGGUCAACGAUUGACGCUUGAAUGCAACUCCGAAGCAUUUCCCAGAUCAAUCAAUUAUUGGAUGAAGAAUGAUACAAUCAUAACGCAAGGCAAACGGUUCGAGCCAACAACACACGAAGCAAACAAUUACAAGGUGGUGAUGAAGCUGACGAUAAAGGAAGUCGACAUCAAUGAUUUCGGCACAUACAAGUGCGUGGUCAAGAACUCCCUUGGCGAAACUGAUGGAUCAAUCAAAGUGGAUCAUAUUCCGUCAACCACUACAACACCUACCAAUCCGCCGAGCACGACAACGCUGCCGACUACAACUGAAGUUUCUUAUCGUAAAAAUUACAAAAACAAAGUCUACCGGCCACUGGAUGAGUACUCUUCAUCGUCCAACAAAGUUCCCAUGGGGGAUAGUGGCGAAUUGUGGAACAAAGAUCUAUCGAAAGAGAAAGACCGCUACAGGGAAAAUUCAGCCAAUCUGGAAGAUCAACGAGAGAAGGAAGCGUUUGUCGAUAACGACACUAAAUCGGCCGCAUGCAGUGUGCAGCAGCAGAAACUGAUGGACUUGAUUCUACUCCUCGCGUUGCUUAUGAUGUUUCACCUGAGGUGAUCCAAUCUCACUCAUUGAAUACGUCAGAAAUAUGCUAUAUAAAUUUAUUUGUUUGAACUAUUUACUUGAUGAUAAUACCGACAAAAGAGUAUUUGAGCAAAAAGUAGAUUAGUGAAAUGAGAGAGUAACGCACAAAACCAGAAUCUGGGGAAAAUCGUGCAAAUACUGUUAUACAAUAAACUAGAAUUUUAUAAUAAAAUA